Saccharomyces paradoxus is the source of this 2226-nucleotide messenger RNA. It is a transcript of the gene DBP7, whose product is annotated as putative ATP-dependent RNA helicase. The coding region runs from base 1 to 2226 and encodes 741 amino acids. The transcript has a single exon. The record is from RefSeq and is a predicted model, not a curated record. Lineage: Eukaryota; Fungi; Ascomycota; Saccharomycetes; Saccharomycetales; Saccharomycetaceae. Gene Ontology annotation, biological process: ribosome biogenesis. Gene Ontology annotation, cellular component: nucleus. Gene Ontology annotation, molecular function: ATP binding; nucleic acid binding; RNA helicase activity.
AUGAGCGAUGAUGAUUCGAUGCUGCUAAAUUUUACCACCAAUGAGGACGCUACAGGAAGUUCCUAUAAACAAGCUGCCAAGGUCACAGGCGGUAGAUGGAAGGAUAGAAGAAGAAUGAAGAUGAAGCUAGACGGCAAGACUGCCUCGAGGAAAAGGAGGGCAAACAGUACAGGAGACCAAGGGUCAGUUCCGGGAAGAGGUGAGAAUUCCGGUAGAAAAAUACAUAAGGAUAAUGCCAAUAGUUCUGAAGAGCAGGAAAAACAUAAAGGUAGAAAUGCUCAUAAUACUCAGGGAAGAAUUCUGCCAGCUGAUUCUCAGUUUGUCUCUUCUCUGUUUACAUCCAACAGAGAGAUUACAACCGCGGUAAACACUAAUAUCCAUGAUGAAAAUGUUGCCAUCAAUCCGUCUAACGCACCAUUGAAAGGUGAUCUGUUUGCGUCUCUAGGCGUCUCUGAUAUCCUUGUUUCUCAUCUGGAGGAAAAAAUGCGUAUCAAAAAGCCUACGAGCAUCCAAAAGCAGGCCAUCCCUCAAAUAAUAGGUAACGCGGGGAAGAACGAUUUUUUCGUUCAUGCUCAAACAGGUUCAGGUAAGACUUUGUCAUAUCUCUUGCCCAUAAUAUCUACUAUUUUGAAUAUGGAAACCCGUGUUGAUCGUACUUCUGGUGCGUUUGCCUUGGUGGUUGCUCCUACGCGUGAAUUGGCAUCGCAAAUAUACCAUGUCUGUUCCAUCCUUGUCUCAUGUUGUCACUAUUUGGUCCCAUGUCUAUUGAUUGGUGGAGAACGUAAGAAAUCGGAAAAAGCUAGAUUACGUAAGGGUUGUAAUUUCAUUAUCGGUACACCAGGUCGAAUUUUGGAUCAUUUGCAAAAUACAAAAGUUAUUAAGGAGCAAUUGAGUCAAUCUUUGAGGUAUAUUGUAUUGGAUGAAGGAGAUAAGUUAAUGGAGUUGGGGUUUGACGAGACAAUCAGCGAAAUUAUUAAGAUUGUUCAUGAUAUUCCCAUCAAUUCCGACAGAUUCCCCAAGCUACCCCAUAAGUUAGUGCACAUGCUAUGUAGUGCUACGCUAACUGAUGGUGUUAAUAGGUUGAGAAAUGUGGCCUUGAAAGAUUACAAAUUGAUUAGCAAUGGUACAAAGAAGGACGCUGAUGUAGUAACGGUAGCACCCGAUCAACUGUUGCAGAGGAUCACUAUUGUCCCGCCCAAGUUGCGUCUUGUCACAUUGGCUGCUACUUUGAACAAUAUUAGCAAAGAUUUCAUCAAUACUGACUCGCAGUCCAGCACGCUGCGUACAAUCGUAUUUGUAUCAUGUUCGGACAGUGUGGAGUUUCAUUAUGACGCAUUUUCCGGAAGUGAUGGGCACCAUAGAAAUUUGACAGGUGAUUCUGUAAGACUACUGACAAAAGGAAACACUAUGUUUCCCUGUUUCUCAGAUUCGAAAGACCCUGAUGUAGUGAUUUAUAAAUUGCACGGUUCUUUAUCUCAACAAACUAGAACCUCCACAUUGCAGCAUUUUGCUCGCGAAAAUGAAGCCACCAAGGGAAAACAUUUGAUCAUGUUUUGUACAGAUGUUGCAAGUAGAGGCCUAGAUCUUCCCCAAGUCGGAUCUGUUAUUGAGUUAGACCCACCAUUUGCUGUUGAAGACCAUUUGCAUAGAGUGGGUCGUACAGCGCGGGCUGGUGAGAAGGGUGAAAGUUUGUUAUUUUUACUUCCUGGCGAAGAGGAAAAAUACAUGGACUACAUUCAGCCUUAUCAUCCGAUGGGUUGGGAAUUAUUGAAGUUUGAUAAAGAAAUACUAAUGCCGGCUUUCAAAGACGUGAAUGUCAAUAGAAAUGAUAAAUUCAUUAGGAAAGAUGAAAAAUCGUCUAAAAAUAAAGAUGUGGGUGAUAAAGAAUAUGAGUGGGAUACGAACGCCACAACAUGGCAUUUGAAUAUAGAAAGACGAGUAGUGGGAGAUUCUGCGUUCAAGAAUUUGGCUGUUAAAGGUUUUAUUAGUCAUGUGAGGGCUUACGCAACACAUAUCUCGCAAGAAAAGAAGUUUUUUAACGUGAAGUUCUUGCAUUUGGGCCAUUUGGCUAAAAGUUUUGGAUUACGUGAGAGGCCUAAGGCUAUGGGAUUGCAAAGUAGUAAGGAUGGUAAUGAAAAGAAGCCAACCAAGGAAAACUCUAAAAAUAAAAUGUUUCGUAUGGCUCGUAUGGCAGAGAAGCAAAUAGCAAGUGAAUUUAACUAUUAA